AUGUCUGAUUCAAAACGUCCCUUACUCAAAGGCACACCGCGUCCACCCCGACCAAAUCCAUCGGCGUUAUUCUAUACCGAACCUCUUAGACUUAGAAAUGAGGUGAUACGUACAAAGAGUGAAAGCGCUAGAGUUGUGGAAUUCAACGGAUCGGCAAUUCCUCAGCCAUUUCUCGAUCCAUCCAUCAUGCAGAAAAAGCGUAGUUGGAACGAGAACGGAAGUUAG
Botrytis porri is the source of this 225-nucleotide messenger RNA. RefSeq lists its product as uncharacterized. Lineage: Eukaryota; Fungi; Ascomycota; Leotiomycetes; Helotiales; Sclerotiniaceae. The record is from RefSeq and is a predicted model, not a curated record. Bases 1 to 225 code for a protein of 74 amino acids. The transcript has 2 exons.